UAUGUCUGAAUACAAAAGUGCAGUGAUAUUUUAAAUAAUCACCAAUGAGUUAUCAGUAUAACCAUAUAAAGUGAAAUAGUACAGCAUGCGUUUGCAUAAAAUGGAACUUAGCUAAUUGUUUUUGACGAACAAGGGCCUGCCAUAUGACACUGAACUAUCCUUUUAAAAUAAUAAAAAAUAUAUUUUAUUUAAAUAAAAGCAUUGACAAAAUUUGAUAGCUUCAAAAUGCGUAAGUGGGAGUUGGAAUGGAGGAUGCUCAUGGUCAAUCGCUCGGCAUAUAAACACAGACAAAAGAUCUGAACAGGCUUUUUGCCAUGGCCGGAAAAAAAAUAUUUUCAGAAAAACAUAUAGAAAUUUUUCUGUCUGAAGAAGAUUCAAAAAUGAAUACACGGAGACGUUGAAAUAUAUAUUCUUUUCGUUUCCAUUUAAUUGUUACCUUAAAAUCUCUCUUGUCCCCAGAAACUAGAUCCAAAAAAUGGAUCCAACAAGUCAAACCGACGAAACCCACCACCUUGCUCAAGAACAUUCCGAUGACCAUGACCACCAGCUUGCUCGAAAACAUACCGAUGACGAUGACCACCACCAUCACCAUUCACCCCAAACCACCGACCCUUUUUCAAUACUCCUCCAACCCAUCCAGUGGCUACAAAUGCUCUCCUCCCAAAUAAACCCAAGUUUCAUCUUCGGUGUGGUCCUCGUUUACGGACUCAGUCAAGGCUUUUCUGGAUCUUUCUUCAAAGUAGUCACCGACUAUUACUGGAAAGACGUUCAGAAAGUCCAACCCUCCGUCGUCCAGCUCUACAUCGGCUUGUACUACAUUCCUUGGGUCAUGAAACCCGUCUGGGGUAUCCUCACCGAUGUUUUCCCUGUCAAAGGGUAUCGGCGGCGGCCGUAUUUUGUUCUCGCCGGUGUUCUUGGUGUGGCCUCGUCGCUGAUGGUUGCUCUGAACGGGAAUUUGUCUGCCGUGACGGCGUUGAUUUUCUUGGUCGGUGCGACGGCGGCUAUGGCAAUCGCAGACGUGACAAUCGAUGCGUGUAUUGCUAAGAAUAGCAUCGAGAUCCGUUCUUUGGCGUCGGACUUGCAGAGUCUGUGUGCUUUUUGCUCGUCGGCCGGAGCUUUGGUCGGAUACUCCACCAGCGGGUUUUUUGUUCACCAUCUGGGUGCCCAGGGUGCCUUGGGUGUUUUGGCAAUCCCACCAGUGUUGGUGACUGUUCUGGGCUUUAUGAUAUAUGAAGAAAGAACCACCCGCCUUCCUUCACAGAAAAAGCGGGCAGUGGGAAAAGUAGUAGUGGCAGUGAAGGGCAUGUACAAAACAAUAAAAUUCCCACAAGUUUGGAAGCCAUCACUCUACAUGUACCUAUCUUUGGCUCUUAGUUUAAGUACUCAUGAAGGCAUGUUUUAUUGGUACACCGACCCAAAAGCAGGUCCUGCAUUCUCUCAGGAGUUUAUGGGUAUAAUUUAUGCAAUUGGUGCAAUGGCUUCCAUAGUAGGGGUUCUAAUCUACCACAAGACCCUUAAAGACUACCCUUUCAGAACCUUAAUCUUCUUCUCUCAACUUCUAUACUCCAUCUCUGGAAUGCUCGAUCUCAUCUUCAUCUUUAGAUGGAAUUUGGGUCUUGGAAUCCCCGAUUCCUUCUUCGUUAUCAUGGAGGAAUGCGUUUCUCGGAUCGUAAGCAGACUUAGAUGGAUGCCCAUGAUCGUACUGAGCACAAGGCUUUGCCCUCUUGGCAUUGAAGGGACAUUCUUUGCUCUGCUUAUGUGCAUCGACAGCUUGGGUGCGUUGUCCGCCAAAUGGGGUGGAGGAAUGCUUCUUCAUUUGCUGCGUGUUACGAGGAGUGACUUCUCGAACUUGUGGUUGGUUGUUUUCAUAAGAAAUGUUUUGAGGUUUUCUACGCUGUGUUUGAUAUUUUUGGUUCCCACAGCGGAUCAAUCCGAGGUUUUGGUUCCUUCGGACCUUUUGACAAAUAGUACAUCUGCAGUGGAUGAAGAAGAAGACCAUGAGAGCUUGGAACUUGUUCCGAAGAAAGAGACGGUGAGAGUUUAAUUAGAUUGUGCAAAGUGAACAACAUUUUGCUAUUUGUCACCGCCGCAUACAACUCAAUGUGUACAGAAUAUGUGAUAUGUUGUUCUUGUUUCGUAAACUACCUUGUUUUCUAACAUUAAUUUCAGUUUUAUAAAAAUAA
Molecule: messenger RNA, 2183 nt
Organism: Ziziphus jujuba (common jujube)
Lineage: Eukaryota; Viridiplantae; Streptophyta; Magnoliopsida; Rosales; Rhamnaceae
Product: probable folate-biopterin transporter 6
Exons: 4
Coding region: 476-2044 (522 amino acids)
Cellular component (GO): membrane
Source: RefSeq, a predicted model, not a curated record